This is a messenger RNA of Ambispora gerdemannii, 1896 nucleotides long. The record is from the annotation of a GenBank genome assembly. Lineage: Eukaryota; Fungi; Glomeromycota; Glomeromycetes; Archaeosporales; Ambisporaceae.
AUGAAUGAUAUUAUCUCAACAGAAGCUAAAAAUAAGAACGAAAAUAUUCAAAAUGAUAAUGAUCCAUGGUCAUCAAUCAACUACCACAUCCAUGCAUCAUUCGUCCCAUCACUAGUAACCACCGACCUUGUAGCCCUUCUCUCACCGCAACCGCAUGAAAAAAUCCUAGAUAUAGGAUGUGGCGAUGGAAAACUCACCGUUCAAAUCCAGAAUCAAUGUCAAUUGUGUAUCGGGAUUGAUAAAAGUGCGAAUAUGGUGGCAGCAGCGAAAAGUAAUGGAUGUCGUGAUGUAAGGGUUGUUGAUGCGGAUCGGUUGAGUGAGUGGGUGGAGAGCGAGGGGUUUGUGGGUGUCUUUGAUAAGGUGUUUUCUAAUGCUGCGUUGCAUUGGAUGAAAAAUAUUGAAGCUGUAAUUGAAGGAGUUCGGAAAAGCUUAAAGCCAGGUGGAAUAUUUGUAGCAGAGAUGGGUUGUUCAGGAAAUUGUCAAGAAAUCGAAAAUGCAUUAAUCGCAUCUCUCGAUAAACGAGGAUUCAACGGAAAAGAAUUAUCUCCAUGGAAAUUUUUAACAUCCGAAACAUACACACAAAUACUCACCAAAAACGCAUUCAACAUAACGCACAUGCAACGAAUUCCACGCCCCACACCACUCCCAACAUCACUUUCCGGAUGGAUCGAGACUUUUGGCUUCGCGUUUCUCAAGGUAUUAGGGCACCCGGAAGAAAUCGAGGCUGUUAAACGCGAGUGUGAAGAAAUAUGUCGUCCGGUCGCGUAUAAUCAGGAGACGGGAAAGUGGGUGUUGACGUAUGUGCGAUUGAGUCUGGGAUAUCUGGGGUAUUUGGUGAGAGGCAUCGCAUCCGAGAAUCCACAUGUUGAGACUAGUACGACUCCGGUGAUACAGAUUCCAGCUCCUUCUUUUUCUGUUACUUCGCCGUUUUCAUUCACAGCUACCUGUAAUUAUGUAGACUCAAGCGGGAUUUUUGGAAUAUCGGUACAAAUUUUUGUGAAUUCGAGUACACAGAAUCAAUUUAGCGAUGCGGAAUCAGCAAUGAGUUCUGGAAUGGUGUUUAGACUUGUGGAUGCUGAUUUUGGUCAAAUCGAUUUUUCUGCGGGUAAGAAAGAGUCGGUAGACGCAAGAGAAGAAGCAUUUAAUCUGGAAAAUGCAUAUAUUCUUUCACCAUAUCAAAGACACGUAAUUUGGUUCAAGAGAGCCCAAAAUAAAGACUUAGAUGGUCAUCGAUUUCGAAAUGGUGCUGGAAUAAACACCGUGACAAAUGAUUAUUUUGUAAUAACAUCUCAAAUACAGACGGUCAGUCCACAAAAUCGCACAACUUUUAAACCAUUUACCACUAUAGAAAUAUAUUAUCAAUCACGCAUAGUGACCACGAAUGAACAAAUCAAGGAUAAGACGGUUAUGAAUCUGCUAAGUUCUCUCGGUGGUGCGUUUGGUCUCGGAAUGGGAGUAUAUGCUUUUUGUUUCGGUAAUAACAAAUUCACAUUUCGAUUAUUCUUACAAAAGUUUAAUAUAGAGCCUGGAGUCGGCUCGGCACAAAUAGGACCAUGGGGACUUUCACAAGAACUCCCGAUGGUACGAGGAUCUCUUCGAAGACAACUACAAUCGAAGUUUGGCGAUUUUGUCCCGCUCGUUGACGAAUUUCCCAACAAAAACGGACAACAACAACACGAUGAUAUGAAGACGGCGGCAACAGCAGUAGCGACAAACGACUUAAGUUUUGUCUUGAACCGGAUCCAGAUUCUUGAAAGACGGAGCGCAGGGUUAGAGCUGUUGCUUAGAGACUACGUUGUUGAUAUUGGGGAUUUGGAAGAGUUAAUUAGAUCUUCUAGAAAAAAGGAAACCAAUUCUUCUUUGAAUAAAGUUGACGUCCUUGAGGCGGAAAAAUAG